Messenger RNA from Nannospalax galili (Upper Galilee mountains blind mole rat), 2578 nucleotides. RefSeq names its product protein phosphatase 2 catalytic subunit alpha (gene Ppp2ca). Gene Ontology annotation, biological process: mitotic cell cycle; peptidyl-serine dephosphorylation. Bases 220 to 1149 code for a protein of 309 amino acids. Gene Ontology annotation, cellular component: cytosol. Gene Ontology annotation, molecular function: protein serine/threonine phosphatase activity. The record is from RefSeq and is a predicted model, not a curated record. The transcript is spliced from 7 exons. Lineage: Eukaryota; Metazoa; Chordata; Mammalia; Rodentia; Spalacidae.
AGAAAGCCGAGCUGGGGAGCUAGGGCGAGCGGAGGAGGAGGCACAGCGGCCGGUGGCCGAGCACUGCGGAGUCAGCCAGCGGACCGGCGCCAGCGCCCAGGAGCCGCGCGGGCCAUAGGAAGUACCCCGGGACGCGGCGGCGGCGUGUGCCUGUGGCCCGGUUGCGGGCGGCGGCGCGGGAGCAGCGCGGAGGGGCAGCCGGUGCGGGCGGGCGGCAUCAUGGACGAGAAGUUGUUCACCAAGGAGCUGGACCAGUGGAUUGAGCAGCUGAACGAGUGCAAGCAGCUGUCGGAGUCGCAGGUCAAGAGCCUCUGCGAGAAGGCUAAAGAAAUCCUGACAAAAGAAUCCAACGUGCAAGAGGUUCGAUGUCCAGUUACUGUCUGUGGAGAUGUGCACGGGCAAUUUCAUGAUCUCAUGGAACUGUUUAGAAUUGGUGGCAAAUCACCAGAUACAAAUUACUUGUUUAUGGGAGAUUAUGUGGACAGAGGAUAUUAUUCAGUUGAAACAGUUACCCUGCUUGUAGCUCUUAAGGUUCGUUACCGGGAGCGCAUCACCAUUCUUCGGGGGAAUCAUGAGAGCAGACAGAUCACACAAGUUUAUGGUUUCUACGAUGAGUGUUUAAGAAAAUAUGGAAAUGCCAAUGUUUGGAAAUAUUUCACAGAUCUUUUUGACUAUCUUCCUCUCACUGCCUUGGUGGAUGGGCAGAUCUUCUGUCUACAUGGUGGUCUUUCACCAUCCAUAGAUACACUGGAUCACAUCAGAGCGCUUGAUCGCCUACAAGAAGUUCCUCAUGAGGGUCCAAUGUGUGACUUACUGUGGUCAGAUCCAGAUGAUCGUGGUGGAUGGGGUAUAUCUCCUCGAGGAGCUGGUUACACCUUUGGCCAAGAUAUUUCUGAGACAUUUAAUCAUGCCAAUGGCCUCACGUUGGUGUCCAGAGCUCACCAGCUGGUGAUGGAGGGCUAUAACUGGUGCCAUGACCGGAAUGUAGUAACAAUUUUCAGUGCUCCAAACUAUUGCUAUCGUUGUGGUAACCAGGCUGCAAUCAUGGAGCUUGAUGAUACUCUAAAAUACUCUUUCUUGCAGUUUGACCCAGCACCUCGCAGAGGUGAGCCACAUGUUACUCGUCGUACCCCAGACUACUUCCUGUAAUGGAAUUUUAAACUUGUACAGUAUUGCCACGAACCGUAUAUUGACCUAAUGGAAAUGGGAAGAGCAACAGUAACUCCAAAGUGUCAGAAAAUAGUUAACGUUCAAAAAACUUGUUUUCACACGGACCAAAAGAUGUGCCAUAUAAAAAUACAAAGCCUCUUGUCAUCAACAGCCGUGACCACUUUAGAAUGAACCAGUUCAUUGCAUGCUGAAGCGACAUUGUUGGUCAAGAAACCAGUUUCUGGCAUAACGCUGUUUGUAGUUACUUUUGCUUUCUCUGAGAGACUGCAGAUAAUAAGAUGUAAACAGUAACACCUCGUGAGUACAGUUUAACUUCAUUUAGCUGUAGCUUUACUCAGCAUGACUGUAGAUAAGGAUAGCAGCAAUCAUUGGAGCUUAAAUAAGUACCAAGGCCCCCCCUCUUUGUUCUGUUUAUUUUCAGGGAUACCAUUUAAUUUAAUUGUAUGAUCUGUCUGCACUCAGUUUAUCCCUUUCUCAGAUCUCAGCCCCAUGUUCGUUAUUGUCAGAAAACCUGGUGAGUUGUUUUGAACAGAACUGUUUCCCCUCCUGUAAGAUGAUGUCACUGCACAAGAGCACUGCGGUGUUUUUCAUAAUAAACCUGUGAACUAAGAAAGAAGGUCAGAUUUAAUUUUGUCAGUGGGCAAGACUGGUGCUGUUCAUUCAAAAGAUGAAGCAAUUGAUCCACUUUGGAAUUUGUAGAAUUCCAGGUUAAAAAAAUAAAAAUCAAAGCCACUGUAUAACCUCUCUGGCAACUCCUUGGCGUUCUUGACGAGAACUCCGAGACUCAUCUGUAUCACAUAUACUGUGAUCUGUCCUGUUGCUGGUCUGCUCCUAUAAGCAAGGAGAUCUCUGCUGCUUCAGUGCGACUUCAUUGUUAAACCAUAGAACGCGAGAGUGAAAUUUUUAGGGUUUUAUUUAAAAUGGCAUGUUUUCAGGUAGAGCUUAACAAAUGAUGUGUCUAAUUAGUAUAGUUUCUGGUUAUAAAUAUAUUGCUGUGUAUAUUAAUGAACUCUUUGAAAUGAUUGACAGAUUGGUAAGUUCUUAACAAAUAUUUGUACAUUACUUGUCAAAUCAUGUGAUCUUAAGAGUUAAAUUUGUCUCAGAUAAGAAAGCUGUUAGAGCAUUAGCCUGUGUUAAGUUCUUUAAGUGGUAAUCAGUGAAACCAAAUGGAAAGCAAUUGUUGGAUCAUGGUUUCGUGUUUUGUCCCAGAGAAAGAAGUGGCACUUGACGUGCUAGUGCUCAACAUUGAAUGAAUUUUCCCUUCUUUUAUUCUCUGAGUAGCAUUGAAAAUGAAGACAGUUCUUCAGUAGGAACUGAAUAUUUGAUAUUUUAAGCUACCUGGGUAAACUUCAGGAUGCGCAAUCAUUAUUUGUGUGAGUGCAGUAAAUAAAUGUUUCCUUGCUUUGUA